AUGCAAUUACUCCCCAUUUUUUUUUUUCUUCAGGUCUCUGUAUUUAUUGGCCCCACGUGUGACUACAGCGUCGCCCCUGUCGCCCGGUACGCCCCCAGGUGGCACAUCCCCGUCAUCUCACCCGGCGCCUUCGCCCACGACAUGUCCGACAAGCAGGCGGAGUACUCCACAUUGACGCGCAUCGGAACGACCUUCAACUCGCUCGCGUACUUCGUCAUCACCAAGGUCAUGGGCGCGUUCCACUGGAGGCGCCUGCAGUUCAUCUUCGACUCGAACGGCCACUCGUCCGUCAUGCCCAGGUUCUGCUACCUGGCCUCGUCCAGCUUCAUCAACAGGGCCAAGGCCAACAGGUUCAACCACGUGGUGAGCAUGUUCAGUGUGGACGAUCUGAACAUCGACCAGGUUCUGAGGAACGGCACGAAGAACGAAUUUGCCAGUGAGUGA
This is a messenger RNA of Lymnaea stagnalis (great pond snail), 444 nucleotides long. The record is from the annotation of a GenBank genome assembly. Lineage: Eukaryota; Metazoa; Mollusca; Gastropoda; Lymnaeidae.